This is a messenger RNA of Ostrinia furnacalis (Asian corn borer), 537 nucleotides long. RefSeq lists its product as uncharacterized. The coding region runs from base 1 to 537 and encodes 178 amino acids. Lineage: Eukaryota; Metazoa; Arthropoda; Insecta; Lepidoptera; Crambidae. The transcript has 4 exons. Gene Ontology annotation, molecular function: peptidase inhibitor activity. The record is from RefSeq and is a predicted model, not a curated record.
AUGGCUACUGCAAUAAUAUUGCUGUCCGGCUUAGUAUCGGUGUUGGCUUAUGGCGAUGACUCAAGGUCUCGAACCAGAGGAGCACCUUUGCCAGGCACGCUGAGUUCCGUGGGAGGGUCCGGAGAGGAGUCCCCUCCGGUAUAUCGGCCGGGAUCGCAAGCGUACGUGGUCUCCCAAUUCGUGAAGCCGAAGCCGCCUCACCAGUACUGGGAGGAAGAGACCUCCUUGACCCUGGUGCCUGAGAACAAGAACUGCCUACUAUGUGAGGCCCAGGACUCUGGGGCGUGCAGGGCCAUGCCAUCUUGCGUGUACUGCGAGCCGACUGUCACUGCUUUGUGUGAGAGGAGCACCCCUUGCUUGAGAUGUACUGUGAUCAAGAACCCAUUCUUCAAGUGCAUCCCCGGCGAAAAGUACAUGGACGAGUGCGAUUCGUGCCGCUGUACUGACGGCCACAGUGGCUGGUGCACCAACCAGUUCUGCGAGUUCCGCGCACUGCACAUCUACGCGGCCAAGCUUUCUGAUGGAGAGUUCUACUGA